CGUGAUGAGCUCUGUCAGUACCACGAAUGGGCUAUCCUGGGCGACGAUUGCCCUACAACUUGUAGAUGCCUACCGGUAUUGACACACGAUAGAUGUGCUGAGUCCUAGAAGUCGAUGGCAGAAGUCAAGGGAAGAUGAUGCAACGUCAUAGGCCCUCGAUGACUCGCCGAAUCAUCGUCAGCGGAGCACACCUUCUCAGAGUGGAUCAUCUCCAGAAGUUGACUACUGUACUUCGUAAAGCCGACAACCACCGAGCAUGAUCGGAGUGUAUAAAGGCAGGAUCCGCGAUCAAGCUUGAGGACUAAAUUAGCAGCAACAUUCCUACCUCGUCCCAAUCCACGGCAUCACACAUAGACCAGCAAGAUGACAACACCAAACCUGACAGUCAACCACCUUCAAAUCGGCCAAGGCGAGCGCAUUCCCUGGUUAUUGGAAGAACUCAAUAUCCCCUACAAUCUCGUAAACUACAAGCGCUCUCCGAUGCUCUCCCCACCAGACCUCAAAGCCAAGCACACUCUCGGCGCCUCUCCAGUGCUAGAAGACACCACUGACCCAUCUAAUCCCAUUACGCUGGCCGAGUCAGGCGCCAUCGUAGAGUACAUCAUCGGCAAAUAUGCCGACGGCAAGCUGGCCCUGGGUCCCUCACACAAGAACUUUGCGGACUAUUUGUACUGGUUUCACUUUUCCAACUCAACGCUGCAGCCUGUGAUUUUCAGACGCGCGAUGCUAAGGGGCGCAAUUCCGAACUCUGCUACGGAUCCUAGAUAUCUUGGUGCAGAUGGCAGAGUCAAGAUCGCCUUGAACCACAUGAACACCCGUUUGCUGUCUAAUGACUGGCUUGCGGGUGACGACUUUACGGCGGCGGAUGUCAUGACAGGCUGGUGUGUUACCACGAUGCGGGUAUUUGAGCCGAUCGAUUUGACCGAGUAUGAGGGCAUUCUGGCAUGGAUAAAGAGGUUCAGUGGAAGGCAGGCAUGGAAGACGGCAAUGGGAAAGAGCGACCCGGAUCUGAAUCUGGAGGAGACGACGAGUGUAAAGGGCCCAGCACCGAUUGAGCUGUUUGCGAAGGCCAUGGCGGGCAAGAUUUAAGUCAGUCUGCACUCUGCACCCAUGUAUUAGUCUAUCAAAGACAGAAUACCCCACCUGAUCAAGGAUAGCCUGGAUCAAAGUCAUUCGUAAACGAUAGGAACAGAAGCUGCAAUCAGAUACUGCUAAUAGCCCAGUGCUUUC
Messenger RNA from Didymella exigua CBS 183.55, 1230 nucleotides. Its product is annotated as putative glutathione S-transferase. Bases 364 to 1089 code for a protein of 241 amino acids. The transcript has a single exon. The record is from RefSeq and is a predicted model, not a curated record. Lineage: Eukaryota; Fungi; Ascomycota; Dothideomycetes; Pleosporales; Didymellaceae.